Messenger RNA from Lottia gigantea (owl limpet), 258 nucleotides. RefSeq lists its product as hypothetical. The annotation marks the transcript as partial. The transcript has a single exon. Gene Ontology annotation, biological process: protein polyubiquitination; positive regulation of proteasomal ubiquitin-dependent protein catabolic process. Lineage: Eukaryota; Metazoa; Mollusca; Gastropoda; Lottiidae. The record is from RefSeq and is a predicted model, not a curated record.
GUUGCGUUCUGUGGGGAUAGUGUUCAGGUUGCCUCAGUGAUUAUACAAGAGAGUGUUAGCGAACCAGCAGAAGUAGAAAACUGUAUGAAAAAAUUAAAAUCACAUGAAUUAUCUGAAAAAAGAUCAGUAGCUUUUAUGUAUGCUUGUGUUGGACGUGGUGAAAUGCAUUACAGUGCUCCUAAUGUGGAAUCCUCAAUUUUUCGUAAACAUUUUCCAAAAACACCGAUAUUGGGAUUAUUCGGAAACGGUGAAAUAGGA